Parnassius mnemosyne (clouded apollo) is the source of this 576-nucleotide messenger RNA. NCBI's taxonomy places the organism in Eukaryota, Metazoa, Arthropoda, Insecta, Lepidoptera, Papilionidae. The record is from the annotation of a GenBank genome assembly.
AUGUCAAAGAGAAUGGUGCUACAAGGACAGUCGAGGCUAUUUGUCGUACGACUUCGGGACUAUUUUGAACGAGAAUGCCAAAACGGUGGCCCUCUUUUACCCCUGUCGCAUGUGCUUGCACGUGUUGCUGAUGCGUUGGGAAUAAGUUGUGGUACAGUGUCAAGAAUAACAUUUGAAGCAUAUGGCCGCAGUGGCAUGGAAGAGAAUAAACUUCGUACACCAAAAAGGAAAAGAAGAUCGUGUACUGUGACUGCAAUUGAUAACAUUAAUGUUGAGGCUAUUAAGCAUCAUAUAAACAAUUAUUACGUACGUAAGGAAAUGCCAACUUUAAGAAAGGUCCCAAAAGAAGGGAAACCUAAGAUGAGACUUGUGAAAGUAGUGAUGGAUCCUGAAAGUGAUUGUAGCAGCCUAUCUGAUAGUAAUAAGGUACAAAAACACAGGGACGAUUUAGAUGACACCAAUUUCAAGUAUAACUCAAACAUGCAGUUGGAUAAUAUCAGUCUAGACUGGGACUCUGAAGAUCCCUGUUAUCUAUCAAACAGUGAAGAUGACUUUAUUACUAAAGACACCAGCUAG